UUUCUGUUGUUAAAAGAAAAAACAGUUCGGUCUUUCUGGUCCGACGAGGGAGAAGGGGAAGUAACAGCCGGCGGCGAUGGCGUCGGAGGAGGAUGUGGCGGUGAAGGAGCCCCUGGAUCUGAUACGGCUCAGCCUAGACGAGCGCAUCUACGUCAAGCUCCGCUCCGAGCGCGAGCUCCGCGGCAAGCUCCAUGCGUAUGAUCAACAUCUUAAUAUGAUACUUGGAGAUGUAGAAGAGAUAGUGACUUCUGUAGAAAUUGACGAUGAGACUUAUGAGGAAAUUGUUCGUACUACCAAACGCACCGUCCCCUACCUUUUUGUCCGAGGAGAUGGCGUGAUACUGGUUUCUCCGCCCCUUCGAACUGCAUGAAGCUGGAGAGGAGCAUCAGCCGUUCUGGAGCAGCUUACAGGUUUCCUGGAGUUCACUACCAGUGGCACCUGAUUCCUUAGAAGACGCUGCGUAGGCUAGCCUGGAGCCCAGUACACAACGAAAGAACCCUGUGCCCAAUAUGUAUAUUUUGUAAAUCGCUGUGAUUCUGGCUCCUGUUCAUACCUUUGACCAUAUGGUUGAUGAAAAGUUGAGUUAAUCAUCCAUUCUCGACA
Molecule: messenger RNA, 603 nt
Organism: Lolium perenne
Lineage: Eukaryota; Viridiplantae; Streptophyta; Magnoliopsida; Poales; Poaceae
Product: sm-like protein LSM3A
Biological process (GO): mRNA splicing, via spliceosome
Molecular function (GO): RNA binding
Source: RefSeq, a predicted model, not a curated record